Messenger RNA from Andrographis paniculata, 1231 nucleotides. RefSeq names its product protein SENSITIVE TO PROTON RHIZOTOXICITY 1-like. Gene Ontology annotation, biological process: response to aluminum ion; response to acidic pH. The transcript has a single exon. Bases 65 to 1060 code for a protein of 331 amino acids. Lineage: Eukaryota; Viridiplantae; Streptophyta; Magnoliopsida; Lamiales; Acanthaceae. The record is from RefSeq and is a predicted model, not a curated record.
UGAUCCUAUACAUCUUCCCCAACCCUAAUUAUUAUCUUCCCUCAUUUCCGUAUCGGCCAAAACGAUGUCGUUUCUACACGAUAUACCUCACUCUCCGGCGACUGCGAAGCCACCGGGAACCGCCUCGCCGUCGUAUGUCGCCACCGCACCCUUGGCAAACCUCUCCGUACUCCAAUCUCGAAUGGAUUCCCUCCGGAGGUUCCUCUCCGAUUCGGUCAACACCAAUACCUUACUCGCUCAACCCCAAAUCGACACGGUUUCUUCCGAAAUCGCAUCCGCAAUCCACCAGAUCGUCCUCAACGGCGCCGCGCUGCUGUCGUGCUCGCCGUCCGUUUCCGCGACGGACAAAAAAUUGGGGAAAUCAACGGAUUGCUCGGCCGACUUCGACGCCGAAUCGGCGGAGGAUUACGAGAUAAUCGAGAUGGACGCGGUGGAGCUGCUGGCGGAGCACGUCCAUUUCUGCGAGAUCUGCGGGAAAGGAUUCAAGCGCGACGCCAAUUUGCGGAUGCACAUGCGAGCUCACGGAAACCAAUUCAAAACUCCCGAGGCAUUAGCGAAGCCGGCUGAGAGAUCCGGCGAUUCAAUUGGACGGCGGCGGAGGUUUUCGUGCCCCUACGUCGGUUGCAACAGGAACAAGCUCCACGAAAAAUUCCGGCCGCUGAAGAGCGGCGUGUGCGUGAAGAAUCACUUCAAGCGUAGCCAUUGCCCAAAGAUGUAUUGGUGCAAUCGGUGCCAUAAGAAGAGCUUCUCCGUGGUGGCUGAUUUGAAGAGCCAUUUGAAGCAGUGCGGAGAGAGCAAGUGGAGGUGUUCCUGUGGGUGCCAUUUUUGGCGCAAGGAUAAGCUGUUUGGGCACGUGGCAUUGUUCGACGGAGGGCACGUGCCGGUGCCGGUGCCGGCGGAGGAGGAGAAGAAUACCGUUGGUGGUGGGGAAUUGGAGGAGAGUGGCGAUCCUACUACUACUACUACUAAUAAUAAUAAUAGCUUUUUUGAAGGAUUGGAUGAUUGGUUUGAAGAGAGGUCGACUGGUCCGGCAAUGGAGCAAUUCUUCAUCAGGUUUUGAAUUUGAUCCACCUAUCUGUUUCUAUUCAUUUUCGUUUUUUUGCAGCAGCUGUGUUGUGUUGUGUUUAUUCAUGUGUUCUUGCGUUGGGCGAUUUCGAUGUAUAUAAUUUGAUUUGAUAGGAUGAAUUUUUAUUGCUCUGUUUAUAUUUAAUAUUAAAAAUAUUGCUAUUUU